Messenger RNA from Thermochaetoides thermophila DSM 1495, 2439 nucleotides. RefSeq lists its product as uncharacterized. The record is from RefSeq and is a predicted model, not a curated record. Lineage: Eukaryota; Fungi; Ascomycota; Sordariomycetes; Sordariales; Chaetomiaceae. The transcript has 3 exons. The coding region runs from base 1 to 2439 and encodes 812 amino acids.
AUGGCCCCGACGCCGCCAGCGUCGGCUCAGCUGCUGUCGGCAACGGGGCUGCCGCGCAAGAAGUCCGGCCCACAGCCCAAGCCGCUGAAGGAGAUCAAGCGCGUCGAGCGCACCUACACGCGCGAGCGCAAGAUCGAAGUGCUGAUGUACCUGCUCAACCACCGCGUGCCCGACAAGCGCGAUCUCAAGCAUGUGCCGCGCGCGCGCCUAGGCCAGCCUCAUGGCUUUGAUCGCAACAAAGACUUGGUGCAGACCGAAGACGGCGAGUGGGUGUGGUAUCGCCCGCCCACCUACGCCGAGGCGUCGGCCUUUUGGAAGAUUCCUAUGCCCACCAUCUGUGGCUGGUGGGAGUCGCGCAAGAAGCUGCUCGAGGGCACCGGUAUCGAACUGCCCAAGUGUCCCGACCCCCUACCUGUUCCCCCGCGCUCCUCUCCUCGACCUCGACCUCCACUGCCCGCUCCGGCGACUCCAUCAACCAUCGCCAGCGUCCACGUCGUCGGCCACGUCGGCGUCGGCUCCCGGAUCUGGGUCCGCGCCGGCCAACAACCCAGGCCCGACCGGACCAUCUGCUCCCACGCCCGCGCCAAGACCCCCCGCUCCCUCGGGUUCGGCUCCGACGCCAAGCCCAAGGGCCCCCGAGACCCCAGUGGCACCAUCCGUGACCCAGCCAGCGGCCCAACCAGGAGCCAGGUUCAACAACAGAGAGCCCAACCCGGAAUCCAACCGGCUCCGAGUGUCACUGAGCAGCAGCCCGGUCCCGGUCUUCGACCUUCACCUGCGGACCCGAGUCCAACUUCGGCCCGGUCGACGUCAGCUCCGGUUGGCCCCUGUCCGACCCCUGCCCUUGUCCCUCAGUCCGCUCAGCAACGUCAACAUCAGCAGCAGCGAACGACACGGCCGUCUAAGCAAGGGGCUGCUGGUUCUGCCGGGUCCACUAGACCGCCAGCCGCGUCAGCAUCGCCGGCACCACGGCCUAGCCAGCAACCAGCUGCCUAUGUCCCUCCUCAACAUCUUCCCCCACCGCACAUACCCCCAGAAAGCAACACAGCCAACUAUGUUGUUGUCUAUACGGGACCACCGCCAGGCCCACUGCCUGGUCACUAUCCUUUACCUCCCGGCGCGGUGCUCCCUGUUGUUUACGCCGGUCAACCAUUGAACGUUCCUCCCCUGAGCUACCUCUCCGUCUAUCCUAGUCCUCCUCCGGUUCCGACCGGGGUUCCCCCUCCGCUCCCAUGUCCAUGUGCUCAACCUCAAGCUCUAUACGGAGUGCCUGAUCCUCCAUAUGCUCCAGCUCAACAGCCGACUCAUUUUCACUUUCAUCAACAUCCUCACGGAGCAGCACCACCAAGCCCGCACGCUCCGGGAUCGAUUAUGGGGCAACAACAGCACCCUAAUCCUCUCAAUUCGGGGCCACAUCCCCCUCAACAGCAAGCUUCUGUCUCGGCAAUCGGCCAUCCUCCACAUUAUGCCCCUCCAGCUGCGGACCCCGCUGCUUAUGCCGGGCCAGCUGGGCAUGCCCCUCCCCCUCCUCAUCAGGGGCAUCUAGCUCGUUCAACACCUAACCCAGCCAGUCAGCCACCUCACCAGCACGCGAACUACCAAGUUCACCCAGCCUAUCAUCUGCCAGCAGCAGGCGCACACCCAGCAGGUCCAGAUCAAGGACCAACUCCACCUGUGGCAACGACUCAACCUGGUCCUAGCCCGCAUCCACACUCUGCUGCACCGGGAAUGCAGCCGAGCAUGCCACAUCCUCAUCCGGCUGGACCUUAUGCCCAGGCACUUUCACCGCAACCAUCAACAGCGCUAGCAACACCAUGGCCUGCAGAUUUUUACCCACCCCCCAGAUCUGCAACGCCAUCAGGCCAAACUGGCCAUCUUCAAGCCCCUCAGGGAUGUGCUGCUCCGCUUGUUGUUGUGAAUGAGACGCGUCAGGUGCAUCAAGAGCAGCAGCAUCUGCAACAGAGACUACAACAACAACAGCCACCCCAGCAGCAGCAGCAGGUGUCUCCAUUGGCUCAUCUGCCGCAGCAGCAAGAGAAACAUGCUCAAUCUCAGACUCACAUUAGUGCUACUACUUUCCCUGCUCCUGGUCCAUCAGCUCCCAACCAAACACAGCAAGAGCAGAUAGCAACAACAACAGCUCCUUCUGUUUCAGGCGCGGUAGCACAACCAGCAACGAUUGUAGACGCGAGUAAUAAUGCCCAACUGCAGCUUCAGGCCGACACCACGGUGGCACUUCCCUCGUCCAUGUCGUCCUCGUCACCUUCUGAGGCAUCCCCUGUGACGACGGCGGCGGCGGCGGCGGUCCAAACGCCUACGGAGAAGUUUGGCGGAGGGGUGCAGCAAGCGAAUGUGACCGAGAAUGAGGACGAAAUGCAUACCGCCGCGGAAGACGUUUUCGGCUCGGAGCCUGGCAGUCCGGCGGAUAGUGUGGAGUAA